CCAAACACGGACAAUCGAAAAUGGCAGCAUCUUUCGGAGGCUACUCCAUUCUCCUUUCUCUCGCACUGGUUUCCAUGCUCAUCGCCCCCUCGUCGGCCGGCCGGAAUGCCAACCUCCGGCAAGUAUGCUCGAGGACGCACGACAGGAGCCGCUGCAUGCGCUUGCUGGUUCCUGAGACGCGAUAUUCGGACGGCGACGCCCGGAGCAUUGCGGAGGCUGCGAUCAACUUGGCGUAUAGAAAGGCGAGAGAAAUCACCAGCAGCGGCGGCGACGACAGUGCGGCAUGGAGGUUCUCGUGUACCAGAAACUACGGCAAAGCCAUUAGAGGCCUGGACCGGAGCAGGAGACUGCUCAACGAUGGCGACUACAGGCGCGUGGCGAGGCAGGUCGACGAAACCAUGGAAGAAGCUCGCCGCUGCCGGCGCCGCCUCGAUGGUUUCUCCGGCGAUUAUGAUUUCGCCAAGAGACGCAACAAGGAAUUUGAAGUUCUCUGCAGCGCAGUGAAGGUUUGCGCUAAAAUUCUGUCCAGUGAUAAUUAGAAAUUGAAGUUGUUCUUCCCUCUGUUUAAUUCCAUGGAUGAACGAAUGAAAUUCUUUUUGAAAUUUCGAUCAGAUUUGUCGUCUAAUCUAAUGCGAAUUAACUGAGAGUAGUAAACAUAAAUUUGAAGUAGCACUAAAUUAACCAUGUAUAUCACAGCAUAUGUCAUGUCAUCCGAAUG
Molecule: messenger RNA, 718 nt
Organism: Diospyros lotus (date-plum)
Lineage: Eukaryota; Viridiplantae; Streptophyta; Magnoliopsida; Ericales; Ebenaceae
Product: pectinesterase inhibitor-like
Exons: 1
Coding region: 21-539 (172 amino acids)
Molecular function (GO): enzyme inhibitor activity
Source: RefSeq, a predicted model, not a curated record